Molecule: messenger RNA, 3793 nt
Organism: Pomacea canaliculata
Lineage: Eukaryota; Metazoa; Mollusca; Gastropoda; Architaenioglossa; Ampullariidae
Exons: 6
Coding region: 286-1512 (408 amino acids)
Source: RefSeq, a predicted model, not a curated record
ACACCGCCAUCUUCUCUCUCCGUCAAGAGUGACGUAUUAUUAAGUUUUAACUCUGACGUAUUCUGUGCUCUGACGCGUCUUUUACAAAAUGACGACAAAUGAACACGUGACUUGUAUGUGGGAACAACGCUCGUCUGGUCACACGUGAGAGGAAAAGUACCUGCUGCUACAACCUUUUUACCAUGAGUGCCAGGUUCAUGCCAGGGGAAAGACGCCAAGACCCUGUUGUACCAUGGGACACCCUCCCAGAGGAAGCUCUAGUAAAAGUGUUUAGCUACCUGUGUGAUGGGGACAGGUUGGAAGCGUCCCUGGCCUGUAAGGCCUGGCAUGGGGUUUUUCGAAUGGCCUGCCUCUGGCGUCGCCGCCGUUUUUGUUUUCGUUGUAAGAACGAUUACCAGAUGCGGCAGGUGUUCUAUGACGGCUUCUUUCGCGAGCACGGACAGCACUUGCAGCACGUGUAUUCUGGAGUUUGCUACACCGGACAGCGACGCUGUACAGUGCUUCCAAGCGUUCGUUACAACAGCGAAUGAGUGCGCUGCACUCAGACUUCUAACAAUCAAGGUUCGGAACCUCUGCUUAGCCUUCGAGCGGGAGGAAUGGUCCGGUUAUCGAACAAAGAUCGUGCGAGCCCUGUGUUUGCUGCUGAAAUGGCAACCCAUGCUGCAAGAGGCCGACUUUUACUCCUGCCAGUUCACACACAACGAGGGUCUGCAGGUGCUGAAGGCUGUCACAGGUGAUCUGCGCUUGAAGACCAGGCGGAAUAUCACCACUAUGAUAAUAAGAGAGUUCUUCGAGCGCAACACUGACAUCAGCUUGAGGACCUUCACCGAGGUCAUGGGUCGCUUUUCCGCGCUCGCUUUUCUGCGUCUGGACCAGCACUACCUGUGUGACGCCGUGCUGGACAAGCUCAUCACCGGCUGCGCACAAACGCUGCGCCACCUGGACAUCGUGCUGAACACGACGGUGGUGCACGCCAUCGACUCGCACACCUGGUCGCUCGCUGUCCAGCGGUGUCCGUCACUGACUGUCACAGUGAGGUUACAUGAAGCAUUCACCUUCGAGGAUUACUCUCGUGUGCUCGUUGCGUCAAUGCCUUUGACCAGAGUGAUUCUACGGGGCAGGAGCGUGGUUGGUGACAUAAUAUUUACUGACGCGGCGCGUUUCCUUCGAUAUGUCUUUGACAUUUUCUUCAAAACUAUCGAGGUAGUGGGCGUGAAGGCUUAUAGACUCCUGAAGGUGGACGAUGACGUUGAGGGAUACAUGGAGGUGGACGAGGCAGUCAUGAAGCUAGUCGAGACAUGUGUCCGACUGAAGCGCCUUUUGUUGUCCAUCCCCCUGGUGCCAGAAACACUGGACAAACUCUCACGUGUUCCAGCCGCCCGCCUACAGAAUGAAAUGAAACGCCUGGAGGUGAAGGUUCUAGGCGAAAAUAUGUCAGCAGAUAACAUCCAGGAAAGAUGGCCAGCACUCCGUGCUCUGAGCCCUCGGGAGCUUCGAUUUGAUGAUUUUUGAUUUCGAUGAGUUCUAGAAGGCUGCCGAACUCUGAUUAUCCGGAAACAUCUGGAACGAUUUGGAAUCAUCUGAAUUCCGUCUGAAUGACAAUAUCCACGGAGAGCUUCAUCUGGACACGACUGGCAUAAUCUGAAUACCAAGCCAACGAUGAGAUCCAAUACUGGAUCUUUCAUACCAAAGACUGUGAACAGAGAAAGUGUUUGUCGGUCAGCGUGUCUCUAGACAUAAAAAGGAUUAACUGAAUUCGUUAAAAUUCCUGGGUUGUUUGUAGGGUCGCUGUCCCACGUUCGCAUUUGUCGAUGUGUAAAUACUAUUCGGUGUAGAUUUUUAUGGGAAUCAGUCUUGAACAAAGGUGUGUGAUACUUGCAUUGGUCGCGUGGCUGCCACAAGCUCACCGACAAACAUUUCACGUGCAUCGGCGAACAUCUAGCGAAAUUUCAUUGCCAGAUCAAGGUUGUGUUGAGGAGACAAAGAGGCAGAUACACUAAGCCUAUAAAUUACUUCAUGUAUUUGAAUUUAUUGACAGUAACUUCAUUCGAAUUCGGGGGUGAGCGAUGUUCAGCAUGGCUGACGGACAUGCUCCUGUGUAUGGGAGAAAAAAUUUUUCCCUAAACCUGCUUCAAUCGAUGUUGAAGAUGUUUACAAAAUAGUAAAAAAUAGUAAAAAAUAAUCAAGGAAUGUACAAAUGAAAGAUUUCUGCACCCGCUGUGUUACAAAAGAAUAACUGAUUGUGAGACGUGGUGAGUUCUGCUUCUGCCGACUUCGUAAACAACUCUAAGCUUUCGUGAACACGGGCCAGGUUAUGGCCUCAAUGAAACAAAAGGACAAAAAAAGAAAGAAGGCUUCAAGUUCUGAAGAAAGUGCGAUGGAAAGCUCCAAAAUAACGGACGGAGAAGAGAGAACAGGCCGUCUUCGUGAGAGAUCGGAUAGUAAGUCCAAAAAAGGUAGGCCGUCGCAGUCUAGAGACAGGCAACAAACGCUACUUACACAGGCCUUUGUCGUCAAACAAGGUGACAAUGCUGCUAUUGUAGAAAGACUCGAGGCCUUACAGAAAACGACCGAUUCGAUGAAACAACUGAUAGAAAACAGCAGAUGUUCACUUGCUGAGCAAAUUGAUAAAAAAAUAGAAAUUCUUACAAGCACUUUGUUUGAAUUAAGAACUGAAAACGAUCUGCUAAAAAAAAUCUUAGAACAAACGCAAAAACAAGUAAACAGCUUGGAGGAAGAAUCACAAAGUUUGAGAAUACAAUGUGCAGAGCAGAAGGAACACAUCAACGUGCUGGAACAGUACUCACGACGUGAAUCCAUACGUGUGUUCGGGAUACAGGGAGACAGAAAAGAAGAAACACCUGCAGAAUGUGAAAAAAAAAAUACUGCAUAUGAUUCAGAAUGUGCUUGGUUUGACAGAUAUUGAUAGUGCCAAAAUUUCAACACUUCAUCGAGUGGGGAGAGUGACGACAAACAAACCUCGACCAGUGAUCAUAAAAUUCGUGUCGCGCAAGGACAGAGAUCAGAUGAUCAAAACAAGAAAUAGACUUAAGAGCUCAAAUGUUGUCAUCACAGAAGACCUGACUAAAUUAAAUGUACAAAGACUAAAUCGUCUGCGGCAACAUGAUGGCGUGUUAGAUGCCUGGUCAGCGGCAGGAGGUCGUUUAUUCGUUAAACUGAUAGACCUAUCAAUAAUGGAAAUCAAAAACGGAGACACCAACCCCAUAGAGAAGAAACUGGUGGGGGCUACAAGAGAGCAACAGCGACAAAGCAGGGAACCAAAUAGACAACAGCGAUAUCGUCAGGGGGAGCAACGACGGCAGCAAGACCAAAGACAACACCAUCAGAGGUCAGGACGGAUGGGGGACGACCGUCAUGGAGCCUCACCGUCACGUUCCCACUUUUCCCCUACCACCUAUUCGACGCCUUCAACUACCUGGGUACAUGCGCCGAAACCUGUGUUAGAGACAGAUAUGGUCCUCCAUCAGCAUGACGCUAACAAGGAACAGCAGCCUUCCGCAGGUGAAGUGAGCAACAUUGAUAUGGAAAACACGAGCAGAACAUUGUGUAAUUGUGAAAUACUAAUAACAAAAAGCAGUAGAUACUCGGUAUGUAGAAACUGAAAAUUCAUGGAUAUAUUUGAUUUCCCCUCAAAAACCAGUGUGUACUGGUAAGUAACUUUCAUAUAUAUAUAUGUUCUGUACUCUUUGAGACCUUAAUAAGGGGAGUGAAGAAGCUAGUAGGAAUACGCAGAGCCAAGGAUGGGUUACCUUUUUUUUUUUUUUUUUUUUUU